CAUUCGCGUGGGCUCGCUCCAUAGCCGAUAGUCCUGUGUAUGGGCGCUUUCAGCUCUGAGCGCUCAGUUCGCCUACUCCGAUAACGAUUUAAAUAUUGCAAUAUCUUACUCCUUUCCGUAUGGUUUUUCAUUGCCUUCUAUCACAUAAUGCAUUUUAGGGUCACGCUGCAUAAAAAUGCAAUUUAUGAAUGGAUGGGAUUGUCAGUUUGUAUUAGGAGCCACAACAUCUAGCGGGUAGCCAUGAAUUUAACGUUUCAUCAUAGCGUUCCUUUUUUCCAUCCUAUCCUUAGCGCAUAUUGAAGAGCAGGUGCAGAGGCAGCCUUGUGAGACUGCUGCGCAGAGACCACUGGCUAUCGGUCGCUGAGGACUAACAAACAUAGAAAAAGCCAGCCGUGCCGACAUGGCAGGUUCUGUGACGGUGAGGCAACAGCUGGUGUGUCUCCUGCUGCAGGCCUCGGCCCUUCUACAUUCCUCCUCCGGCGAGCGCUCAUGUCCAAUCAGCUGCCGCUGCGAGGGCAAAAUCAUCCACUGCGACUCGCUGGCCUUCCUGGAAGUCCCCGAGAACAUCUCAGUCGGCUGCCAGGGCCUGUCAUUGCGCUCCAACCAGCUGCACACCCUGCUGCCCUACCAGUUUGCCCAUCUGAACCAGCUGCUGUGGCUCUACCUUGACCACAACCAGAUAGCCCAGGUCGACAGCCGGGCCUUCCAGGGAGUGCGGCGGAUCAAGGAGAUUAUCCUCAGCACCAAUCAGAUCUCCCAGCUCCACAACGCCACUUUCCACGGCGUGCCGAACCUGCGCAGCCUCGACCUGUCCUACAACAAGCUGGAGGCGCUACAGCCCGGCCAGCUCCACGGCCUGCGCAAGCUGCAGAACCUGCACCUGCGCUCCAACCUGCUCCGGGACCUUCCGCUGCGGGUCUUCCUGGAGUGCCGCAGCCUGGAGUUUCUGGACCUCGGCUACAACCGGCUGCGCGUGCUGACACGCACCAUGUUCCUGGGCCUGUCGCGGCUCAUGGAGCUGCACCUGGAGCACAACCAGUUUUCCCGCAUCAACUUUUUCCUCUUCCCACGGCUCACCAAUCUCCGCUCGCUCUACCUGCAGUGGAACCGCAUCCGCGGGGUCAACCAGGGCCUGCCCUGGGCUUGGCACACCCUACAGAAGCUGGAUCUCUCUGGCAACGAGAUCCAGGCCCUCGACCCGGUAGUGUUCCAGUGCCUGCCCAACCUGCAGGUCCUUAACCUGGAGUCCAACAAGCUGGCUAAUGUGUCCCAGGAGACGGUGGUCGCUUGGGACUCGCUGACUGCCAUCAGCCUGGCAGGAAACAUGUGGGACUGCGCCCCCGGCAUCUGCCCUCUGGUGAACUGGCUGCGGAACUUCCGGGGCACUAAGGACACGAGUAUCAUCUGCAGCACGCCGAAGCACCUCCAGAGCGAGAAAGUUCUGGAAGCCACACGGAACCUCGCCGACUGUGAGGACACAGAGCUCUACGAGAGCACCACCUUCCCCCCAGCCAUUGAGCCCGACACCCCCGAGCCCACCCCCGAGCCAACCACCCCAUACACCAGCCCCCUUGCCCCGCUUCGACCCCCUGCCACCCCCACUCCCAAACCUCCUGUGGCGCCACACCCUUUACCCCAGCCGAACCCCCCCAGCCACAGCGGGUCUGACCGACGAGCCCCCCCGCCCCCUCAGACCACCCCUCCUUCUGAGAGCCUCCCGCUGACUCUGCCCCCAGAUUCCAAGCACAUCUCCUUCCACAAGGUGGUGGUGGGGAGCGUGGCGCUGUUCUUCUCCGUGUCUUUGAUCUCCACCGUGGUGUAUGUGUUCUGGAAGCGUCUGCCGGGGCUGGCGCGCCUGUUCCAGCAGCAGGCCGCCGUGGUCCGCAAGCGGCGGAAAAAAAGUCCAGAGCCAGAGCAGAACCUGAGCUCCCAGCUCCAGGAGUACUACAUGAGCUACAACCCGGCGGCCACGCCCGACGGCAUGGACGUGCUGGCCAAUGGCACGGGGGCCUGCACGUGCACCAUCUCGGGUUCGAGGGAAUGCGAGGUAUGACUCCACCCCCCUCCUCAAACUCAACCUAGGCAACCAAAACAAACAUUCAGAUGAGUCGAGCAGUGGAGCGAGAGGUAAAUCCUGCAUCAGGCAUGUCUCUGGACGCCUCUGGAGUGGGGACAAGCACCCUUGGCUCUGUGGGCUGAGCGUAGCCACUCUCACUGUGGUUCACUGUGGGAAAACACAGGGAGAAAAAGACACUGAGGGGUGUCAAUUUGAGUUA
Clupea harengus (Atlantic herring) is the source of this 2276-nucleotide messenger RNA. It is a transcript of the gene lrrtm4l1, whose product is annotated as leucine rich repeat transmembrane neuronal 4 like 1. Lineage: Eukaryota; Metazoa; Chordata; Actinopteri; Clupeiformes; Clupeidae. The record is from RefSeq and is a predicted model, not a curated record. Gene Ontology annotation, molecular function: protein binding.